AGGGGUCGGCCAGUUUCUAAUAAUAUUUGCACCCUUACACACUCUCGCUUUCAUUAGGAAGACGGAAAACCUAUGUUAAACUCUGGGUUUAUUUCUUUUAUUUUUUUUAAGUGCAACCCAAGAGAAACUAACAAACGGAAUUUGUCUGUGUGCGCGCUUAUUUCCGGUUAAACCGGUUCCCCACAUUGAGCUGAGAGGCUGGGUUCAAUACCGCGCAUUACACCACUGAAGAGGGCGUGAGCUUCUUGCACAUUUGCCUACAGUAGUUUGCUGACUUUAUCACACUGUUUAAUACAGUAGCAAGCCGUUUCGGACGUCAGAGGCGCUCAUAGCUCCAACAAGCUGAAACGAGAAGCCAAACUCCUGAACGGAGCGCCGAGAGUUGGAGUCGACUCUGGAAAAACAAAAGCCACAAAAUGCCGGAGGAGGAUCAUUACGGAAAGCAUGGUGAACCCAGAAAAUAUGACCCCACCUUCAAAGGACCAAUCCAAAAUAGAGGCUGCACAGACAUUUUUUGCUGUAUUAUUUUCAUCCUGGCCAUAAUUGGAUAUGUCGCUGUGGGAAUACUAGCAUGGUCCCAGGGUGACCCUAGGAAGGUGAUCUACCCCACAAACAGCAGAGGGGAAUUCUGUGGUCAAGCUGGAACUGAUUUGGAGAAAAAGCCCUACCUGUUCUACUUUAACAUCCUGAAGUGUGCCAGUCCUGUAGUCCUUCUAGAGUUCCAAUGUCCCACCACUCAGAUUUGUGUGGAGAAAUGUCCUGAUCGAUCCCUUACUCUGUUAAAUGCCUUUGUUAAUACCAAAGACUGGGCUUACUACAAAACCUUCUGUAUAGGAGACCCAGGCAACAUGACCCCUCCUGACAUCUUGAAACAAAGACUUUGUCCUGCAGUGCUCAUCCCUAGCAAACCAUUCACACGGAGGUGUUUCCCUGCUCUUGGCAUAAAGGAGAAUGAGAUUACUGUAGGAAACAGUACCAGUUUUCCGGAUGGACGGGGCAAGACUGUAAAGGCCAGUGACCUACUGCCUGCUGUAAAGAAUGCUACAAUAGUUGCUGAAACUCGAAUGGUGGUAAUGAAGAUCUUUGAGGAUUUCACAGUGUCAUGGUAUUGGAUAAUCCUUGGUCUGGUAAUCGCAACAAUUUUGAGUCUGAUCUUCAUCAUAUUACUGAGGUUCUUGGCUGGCAUCAUGGUCUGGGUUAUGAUCGUCAUGGUCAUCCUCGUCAUUGGAUACGGUAUCUUCCACUGCAGUAUGGAGUAUGUUCAUCUAAAGAAUACCCCUGGGGCCAACAUCACCCUGAAGGAGCUGGGCUUCCAGAUGGACUUGAAUGUGUACCUGCAUAUCAGACAGACCUGGCUAGCCUUCACAAUCAUUCUGGCAAUAGUGGAGCUCAUCAUCAUCCUGCUUCUCAUCUUCCUCAGAAAGAGAAUAUUAAUCGCCAUUGCUCUCAUCAAAGAGGCCAGCAGGGCCAUCGGUCACGUGAUGUCAUCUCUGUUUUACCCUCUGUUAACCUUCCUUCUCGUAGCCAUAGUCAUUGCAUACUGGGCUAUCACAGCUAUCUUCCUCUCCACAUCCAAUGAGGCAGUGUACAAAGUGUUUAAUCAGACUGAGUGCAUUUAUGCAAGCAACACCUGCAGCCCUGAGAACUAUACCAGCUCUGAAAUGAAGAAACAGUGCCCAGAGUCUCAGUGCCUUUUUGCAUUCUACGGCGGCGAAUCUGCCUACCACAAGUACCUCAUCUUCCUGCAGUUCUACAACGUCUUCCUCUUUUUCUGGUGUGCCAACUUCGUGACAGCCUUGGGUCAGAUGACUCUGGCGGGUGCCUUUGCCUCCUACUACUGGGUGUUCAACAAGUCUCGCGAUAUGCCUGCCUGCCCAGUGUUUGCCUCACUGGGGAGAGCUCUCAGGUAUCACACAGGCUCUCUUGCGUUCGGUUCUCUCAUCUUGUCAGUCGUCCAGGUCAUCAGGGUUCUGCUGGAGUACCUGGACCACAAACUACAAGUGGCACAGAAUAAAUUUGCCAAGUUCCUACUCUGCUGUCUCAAAUGCUGCUUCUGGUGCCUGGAGAAAUUCAUCAAGUUCAUCAACAGGAAUGCUUACAUCAUGGUGGCCAUUUACGGUAAAAAUUUCUGCACUUCAGCCCGAGAUGCCUUCUUCCUAUUGAUGAGAAAUGUGAUCAGGGUGGCUGUCUUGGACAAGGUCACAGACUUCUUGUUGUUUUUGGGAAAGCUCCUUAUUGUGGGCAUUGUAGGUAUCAUCUCCUUCUUCUUCUUCUCUGGGAGAGCUAAAGGAGUGGAUGUUGUACCCAAUUUGCACUAUUAUUGGGUGCCCAUUCUGACGAUCGUGGUGGGCUCCUACCUUAUUGCCCAUGGCUUCUUCAGUGUGUAUGCCAUGUGUGUCGACACACUCUUCCUUUGCUUCUUGGAAGACCUGGAGAGGAAUGACGGCAGUGCAGAGAGGCCUUACCUAAUGCCAGAGUCCCUUCUUGAAGUCCUAAAAAAGAAGAAUCGCGCCAAAGAAUAGUGAGAGAGAGCUGACCUAUGCUCACCACAUGCAACUGUGUACUCCAAGGGCUAAGUGUCUGUACAUACUGUAGUUAAGUGCCUUAAAUGCAUGCAUUUAACAAACAAACAAACAAAAAAAACAGCCCGUUAAGACUGUCCCUAUCUUCUAUGCAAGUGUGGACAAACACAUGCUUUGUAUUUCACUUUAAUGUUUUUUUUGUUUGUUUUGUUUUUUGUUACAAUUCCUGAUUAAAAACAAAAUAUGUAAUAAGCCUUUAAUAUGUUGCUUUAUAAUGGUAUUUUUAGCAAUAAUUUUCAUUAUGUUUAAUGUUAAAAGAAAUUUUGUGCUAAAGCUUUUAAUGGCAAGCUUGCACGAUAGUAAAGUGCCUGGUUUUUUGCUCUUUGGGUUAACUUUAUAUUGGUCAUUGUUGUUAACGGCUUUUUUUUUUUUUUUUUUUUUUUUUU
Molecule: messenger RNA, 2968 nt
Organism: Ictalurus punctatus (channel catfish)
Lineage: Eukaryota; Metazoa; Chordata; Actinopteri; Siluriformes; Ictaluridae
Product: choline transporter-like protein 2
Exons: 22
Coding region: 417-2522 (701 amino acids)
Biological process (GO): transmembrane transport; choline transport
Cellular component (GO): membrane
Molecular function (GO): choline transmembrane transporter activity
Source: RefSeq, a predicted model, not a curated record